AUGGGUAUUACAGAAUGGCUGGCUAUCGGAGACUCUUUCUCAGCCGGAAUAUCCGCAGAUGGUCCAUCGGACGAGCUGAACUGGCGUUGCAGCCGGUUCAAAAUGUCAUAUCCAUAUCAAAUGCAAAACAGCAACAGGAUGCCGGGAAACAAAACAUCGCGAAAGCUUACGUUUGGCUCGUGUACUGGAGAGAGUAUGAGUGAUGUUGUCAAUAAUCAAAUUGCACUUGGUGAGCCUGUAAGUGGUGCAACUUAUCCAAAGAUUGGGAAUCCGCAAGUUGUUAGUCUGAGUGUGUCGGGGAAUGAUGUUGGGUUUGGUGAUGUGGUUAAUAAUUGUUUGUAUCACUGGUUUGGAUAUCAUGAAUGUGAUAAAUAUCUGAAUAAGUCUACGGAAAUAAUUCGAAACGAGACGAAUCUAGUGGGUAUGAAGCUCAUUGUGACUCUCACUCAGAUCUUGAGCAAUCUUCGUCAGACGAAACAUGGAAAACAUGUUCAGCUCUAUGUCACUGCAUAUCCCCGAUUUUGGAAUGACGAAAAUCCACAAUGCGACAACGUUACAUGGUCAUCGUCCUACCCCGACGACGGUAUAUUAACCCGAUCAAUGCGAAAACACAUGAACAACCUAAUCGACGAACUUAACCAAAUAAUUCAAGACGUAAUAGAAGGACUCUCAACCAUCCUAGGAGGAGGCAUUUACUUUGUCGAUUCCUUCCAGUCCGCCUUUAACGGCCAUCGCUUCUGCGAAGUUGAGACAGAUCCAGAGUAUCACAACGGUCCAAUCGAUGACAAAACAUGGUUCAUCCAUUUUAAAAGCCCUUAUCGAGAUUCCCCAUCCUUGGAUAAUAAUCCGUCUUCUGGCAAUAUGUUUGAUAGAAUUGAUGCCCUACUUAUCCCGCCCAAGGACGGUCUCUCAACUAGGCAACGAAUCGAAGCGGUCGGUGGCGACCGAACAAGGUGUAAUGAAGUGUAUGCGAAUCAUGAUGAUAUGACCGCGGCGCUGAAGAGAUUAGCUGAGGACGAUCCGUUGGAAAAUAGUUAUUUACCGGUUUCUUGGAUGAGGAUCAUGCAUCCGAAGGGGAGUGGGUAUAAGGUUAUGGCUGAUGCGGUUAUUGACAAGAUUUUGGAGGUUAACAGAAUGGAGAGUCAGUCUUCGCUUGAGGUACAGAGAGUAGUCUGGAUGUGGGGUUGGUAUAAGUGGUUGCAAAGAGUAUUUUGA
Messenger RNA from Glarea lozoyensis ATCC 20868, 1215 nucleotides. Its product is annotated as SGNH hydrolase. The transcript has 4 exons. The record is from RefSeq and is a predicted model, not a curated record. NCBI's taxonomy places the organism in Eukaryota, Fungi, Ascomycota, Leotiomycetes, Helotiales, Helotiaceae. Gene Ontology annotation, molecular function: triacylglycerol lipase activity. Gene Ontology annotation, biological process: triglyceride catabolic process. Bases 1 to 1215 code for a protein of 404 amino acids.